Molecule: messenger RNA, 177 nt
Organism: Peronospora matthiolae
Lineage: Eukaryota; Oomycota; Peronosporomycetes; Peronosporales; Peronosporaceae
Source: the annotation of a GenBank genome assembly
AUGCAUCACGUGCUGCACUGUCUAACCUCCGAGUCAUCGGCAUAUCGUACUCAAUCACGCGUCUACCUGGCGCUGUUCAUCGUGCUUGACGAACAUGUUCCGUGGACGUCGACUUAUGGCUGGCUCCUGUCGAUGAGUUUCGUGGGCUACGGAGCUGACGUGGGCUGGUUGGUGUAA